AUGGGCCGAGGUCCCCCAGUCAUCGACUUUUCCCCCUUUUACGGGCAAGAUAAGGCAGCAAGAUCAAAGCUUGAAGACGAGAUUCGUAACGCUUGCCUGGACUACGGAUUCUUCCAAUUGCGUAACCACGGCAUUCCUGAGAAUAUUCAAAAGGAAAUACUGCGUCAAUCCGAGGAUUUCUUCAAUCUCCCGGACGGAGUCAAGGACAAAUACAACAAAGAUGUCGGCGAAUUUAAUCGUGGCUAUGAACGGCUACGGUCCCAGAACUUUGAAAAGCUCACCAAAGGAGAUCUAAAAGAAGGCUACUUCCUGGCACAAGAUCUUCCCCUUGACGAUCCUUAUGUCCAGGCGAGGAAGUGGGCUCAAGGGCCGAAUAAAUAUCCUUCUGAGGUUAAGGACCCCCAUUUAUGGAAGAAGACAGUUGAUGAGUACCACUUCGUGGUAUCUAAAGUCGCGAAAAAUGUGCUGAGCGUUUUAUUUGACACUCUAGGAGGGGGGCAUGAGUUUUUGGAUGAUUUUUGCGACCAUCCGAUUGCCGUGCUUCGUCUCCUCCAUUAUCCUCCACAGGAACCCGAUGCCUCGGAGCUAGAACGAGGGAUCGGCGCACACACCGACUUCGGUGCCGUCACAAUCCUCCUUCAGGAUUCGACGGGCGGGUUACAAGUCCGAGACCGCAGAACAGGCGACUGGGUUGAUGUCGAACCGAUCUCAGAUGCAGUUGUCGUCAAUACUGGCAAUCUGAUGAUGUGUUGGACCAAUGACCGCUACGUGUCUAACCUACAUCGUGUUGUCAACAAGACUGGGACUGAGAGAUACAGUGUGCCAUUCUUCUUCGAUGGUAAUCCAGACUUCUUGGUUAAGUGUCUUCCUAGUUGCAUCGAGAAAGGUGAGGUGGCGAAACACGCUCCUCUCACAGUGUCAGAGUGGAUGAAGGGACGAUAUGCGGAUACGUUCGGAGGGUCUCAGGAGAAGACCGCUAAAGAAAUGGUGGAAGUCUAA
This is a messenger RNA of Penicillium atrosanguineum, 999 nucleotides long. Its product is annotated as isopenicillin N synthase family dioxygenase. The record is from RefSeq and is a predicted model, not a curated record. Gene Ontology annotation, molecular function: dioxygenase activity. The transcript is spliced from 4 exons. The coding region runs from base 1 to 999 and encodes 332 amino acids. NCBI's taxonomy places the organism in Eukaryota, Fungi, Ascomycota, Eurotiomycetes, Eurotiales, Aspergillaceae.